ACAACACAGCUGAUUUUGAUUGUCACUUAUCGCGCUCGCGCUUGUUUUAAAAGUUUUGAUCAAUUAUUUUUGUUUGUUUUUGUCUUCGGAUUUGGAUUUUUUUUAUAUUUUGAUAUUUUUGUACAAUUAAACAAUUUCUAUUGAGUCUAUCAAUUCAAAACACAAACUAAUACACUUCGCAUGAACAUUCAUUAGUUCUUUGAUAAUGUCUUAUGUUCAAUGUCCAACGAGCCCAAUUUUCAACACCAGUGUUGAACAAAAGAAACAUUCACGGCAAGCCGCGAAAGUAAGACAAUUUCAAUUCGGUUCCCCACAACUUCGUGAAUUACUACGAGAGAAGUGUCGAAUCCGAGUCAGAGAAGCCCGAAAAACAAAAUUCGAUGGAUCCCGUUGUGUAGGAAAACCGGGAGAGAAUAGUUUUGUGAGUAAAAUCCUACGACAAGAAUUAGCCGACCUAGAAACUGACUUUGAUCUACAAGAACUCAUCUACACAGAGUUAAUUGACGAGAUGAACAUGUGGUUUGUCCAGCAAAUGGAAGAUGAAGAGGAAUAUCUAAUAAAUGUCGGUGACAAUAAUGACGAAAUUGUAUUCUGCCCAGUGUGCCAAAAGUCUGAGAUGAAACUCCAUCCAGACACCAAGCUAGUCGUAUGCCAAUGUGGAGUUUCGUUCAAUUUCAAUGGAAACCUUCUACUUCUUGGAGAGACUUUGAAAAAGACUUUUGCCCAACAUGAAUUGAACUGUGGUCAGAUGUUGAACUUUUUUGUGGAACAAAAUUCAUCGAAUGGAAGCGGAGCAAUUCUCAAUACGAUGUGCGAAAGUUGCGAUUACUUUAUCAGCGUUACUUAACUUUGUUCUUUACUCGUUUUGUUUUUUAAUUGUAGUCUCCAUUUAUUCAUGUUUAUAAAUUAUAGUUUUUCUUGAA
Molecule: messenger RNA, 923 nt
Organism: Eupeodes corollae
Lineage: Eukaryota; Metazoa; Arthropoda; Insecta; Diptera; Syrphidae
Gene: Ripalpha
Product: RIP-like protein
Exons: 4
Coding region: 206-847 (213 amino acids)
Biological process (GO): protein import into nucleus
Cellular component (GO): nucleus
Source: RefSeq, a predicted model, not a curated record